This is a messenger RNA of Bursaphelenchus xylophilus (pine wood nematode), 3897 nucleotides long. NCBI's taxonomy places the organism in Eukaryota, Metazoa, Nematoda, Chromadorea, Rhabditida, Aphelenchoididae. The record is from the annotation of a GenBank genome assembly.
AUGGAUGAUUUGGAGCGGCUUGAGCAUUUAUCCUUGGUGUCUAAGAUCGUCACAGAACUGGAAAAUCACUUCGACAUCAACGACAAAGAAGUUGCAGAGUUUGUUAUUAGCCUUGCAAAGGAGAAUCCGACUUUUGACAAGUUCAAAAACGCUUUGAUUCAGUUUGAAUUAGAUCAAGUAAGUGCAGUUAACGAUUGCUGUUGUUCUUUAGGUAUCAUAGUGGUUUUCUUGGCAUUGUUUGUUUGCUUCAUUUCUGAAAAUAUGCUUUUAGUUUGAUGACAACUUAAUACAACAUCUGUUGCGUCUAGUUGUCACGAUGGAGCCGAAGAAAGUUACGAAGAAGAAGAGGACGCCUUCUCCCGAGGUUGAACAUAAAGAAGACGGGGACCACUUCAUAAAAACGAUAGCUGAUGAAAAGGAAGUUCUUAAAAAGAAGCUUCCUGCCCUUGCGAUGCCAAAUGAACCUCAACCCACUUCUGAGAGUCUCUUAGGAGAGUUAGAGCAGCUUUAUCAGAAGGACCUACAAGCCAAACAGAGGAAUCGAAGUAGAUCUAGAAGUCCGCACGGCAGAAAGAGAAGGUCAAGGAGUAGAGACAGAGAUAGAAGACGUCGGUCACGAUCUCCAGAUGGAAGUAGGAGGAGAAGAUCACGGUCGAGGGAUCGAGGACGAUCAGAUCGAGAUAGGGAUGGAAGAAGGAGAAGAUCUAGAAGUCCAAGAGAUAGAAAACCUCAGUUGUUGGAUGAAGUUGAAGUUGGAAAGAUAUACGAAGGACGAGUGAACAAUAUUCAGUCUUUUGGAGCGUUUAUUGUGGUAUGUUUUAUUAAUAAUUCCUAUCAUUGUUUAUGAUUUUAGAUGUUAAACAUUUUUUUUUAGUUGGAUGGAUUCAGAAAGAAGACAGAAGGUCUUUGCCACAUUUCUCAGCUUAGAAAUGGUGCAAGGGUCAAAGAAGUAACUGAGGUUGUAAAUCGAGGGGACCGAGUGAAAGUCAAGGUCUUGAAGACAGGGGAUAAAAUCAGUCUAUCCUUGAAAGAAGUGGAUCAAAGAACAGGUGAAGAUCUCAAUCCAGUGGAUGCCCCACUCUCUGAAGAUGCCAUUGGAGUUGCUGACAGACGUCCUGAUGCCCCAUGGAUGAAUCCUGAGAGAGAAACAGCAGAACAAACGAGCGUGGCUGCUCCUGGAACUUCAAGUAGAUCAAGAGUACGGUUAUCAACACCGGAACGAUGGGAAUUACAACAGAUGAAGGGAGGAGGAGCAAUCUCUUUGAUGGAUUAUCCAGAUUUUGAUGAGGAAAAGGGAAUUUUGAAUAAUCCGGAUGAAUCUGAUGGCGAAGAUCUGGAAAUCGAAUUAGUGGAAGAUGAACCUGCUUUUCUGAAGGGUUAUGGAAAACAUGUUCAGGAGAUUGAGGCUGUUAAAGUAAGUGUGAUUUGGGUUUCAUAUUGUUUUAGGUGGUGAAAAAUCCAGAUGGAAGUUUGGCACAAGCCGCCUUGAUGCAAUCGGCCUUAUCCAAGGAACGAAGAGAUAUGAAAACUCAACAACAAAGAGAAAAGGAAGGUCAGAAACCCCGGGGAGGAGUGUCUGGAAACAAAAUAUUGGAUCCAAUGGCUCCGAAUGAGACUAGAUACGAAGAAGAUGAGCCAGCACCUCCAUCUAGGGGUCGAGAAAUGCCCGAAUGGAUGAAACAUGUUACUGCUGGAGGCACAGCGACUUAUGGAAAGAGGACUAGUCUGACCAUGAAAGAACAAAGGGAGUCCUUGCCUAUCUUCCAACUGAAGACAGCUCUUCUUCAAGCCAUUCAUGACAAUCAAAUCUUGGUUGUGAUUGGGGAAACUGGGUCUGGAAAGACAACUCAGAUGACGCAGUAUCUGGUUGAGGCUGGAUAUGCAUCUAGAGGAAGGAUAGGAUGUACCCAGCCGCGAAGAGUGGCCGCGAUGAGUGUGGCCAAGAGAGUCAGCGAAGAGUUUGGAGUAAGAUUGGGCCAAGAAGUAGGAUAUACAAUUCGUUUUGAAGAUUGCACAUGGUAGGUUGAUCGUUUUUGUAUAUUAUAAUACUUGUGUGAAAAAGGAAAACCCCCAUGCUUUAGUUCUGAUACGAUAAUCAAAUACAUGACAGAUGGUAUGUUGCUCAGAGAAUGUCUCCUCGACCCCGAUCUCAUGUCAUAUUCAUGUAUUAUGUUGGAUGAGGCUCACGAACGCACCAUCCACACCGACGUUCUCUUUGGUUUACUAAAAGCUGCUGUCAAAAAGAGACCCGAACUCAAAUUGAUCGUAACUAGUGCUACGUUGGAGAUGGAGAAGUUCUCGGAAUAUUUCUUUGGAGCCCCUACAUUUACUAUUCCUGGCCGAACAUUCCCGGUAGAGAUUCUGUACACAAAAGAACCCGAGACGGACUAUUUGGAUGCGGCCUUGAUUACUGUAAUGCAGAUCCAUCUAACCGAACCUCCAGGAGACAUAUUGGUCUUCUUAACUGGUCAAGAAGAGAUCGACACUGCAUGCGAGAUCUUGUUUGAGAGAAUGAAGAAGUUGGGGAGUGAAGUUCCGGAUCUCAUUAUCCUCCCUGUUUAUGGUAAGUCACGAAAAAGAUCAGCUGAUUCGUUUAGGUGCCCUCCCAAGUGAAAUGCAAACCCGAAUCUUCGAGCCGGCCCCACCCGGCUCAAGGAAAGUGGUAAUCGCUACAAAUAUUGCGGAGACAUCACUGACAAUCGAUGGAAUUUAUUAUGUUGUAGACCCGGGAUUUGUAAAACAGAAGAUUUACAAUCCGAAAUCGGGCAUGGACUCUCUGGUGGUGACCCCCAUCUCCCAGGCAGCUGCCAAACAAAGAUGCGGACGGGCUGGAAGAACGGGACCAGGGAAAUGUUAUCGACUCUACACGGAACGAGCAUUCAGAGAUGAAAUGUUACCAUCCCCUAUCCCCGAGAUCCAGAGAACUAACUUGGCCUCGACUCUACUUCAACUCAAAGCCAUGGGAAUCAAUAAUCUCCUCGAAUUCGAUUUCAUGGAUGCCCCUCCAGCAGAAGCCAUGAUCACAGCACUCGCCCAACUCUAUGAUCUCUCAGCUCUGGAUGAUGAUGGUCUGCUGACGAAACUAGGCAGAAGAAUGGCCGAGUUCCCAUUGGAACCCUCUCUAUCCAAACUUUUGAUCAUGUCAGUGGAUUUGUCAUGCUCGGAUGAAGUGCUGACAAUUGUGUCGAUGCUCUCUGUCCAAAAUGUUUUUUAUCGACCAAAGGAGAAACAAGAAUUGGCCGAUGAGAAGAAAUCCAAAUUCCAUCAGCCAGAAGGAGAUCAUUGCACCUUGCUGGCUGUAUAUAACUCCUGGAAACAUCAUCACUUUAGUCAGUCAUGGUGUUUCGAGAGUUUUAUUCAAGUCCGGACUUUGAAAAGAGCACAGGUAGGAUGUAGCUUUCAGAAUAUUUCAUGGCAAAGGACCAAUUUGCAACCAAUUCUUUUCAGGAUGUGAGAAAACAGUUGUUGACCAUCAUGGAUCGACACAAACUUAAUAUCAUUAGUUGUGGAAGGGAUGUUCAACGAGUCCAGAAGGCCAUUUGCUCGGGAUUCUUCAGAAACGCCGCCAAAAGAGAUCCCCAAGAAGGAUACAGGACGUUGGUGGAUGGGCAGACGGUUUAUAUCCACCCAUCCUCCUCUCUCUUCCAAAAUCAACCGGAAUGGGUAGUUUAUCACGAACUGGUGAUGACUACCAAGGAGUAUAUGCGAGAAGUCACAUUGAUCGACCCCAGAUGGCUUAUCGAAUUCGCCCCAUCCUUCUUCAAAUUCGCUGACAACACAAAACUCUCGGCCUACAAGAAGAACCAAAGAAUCGACCCUCUCCACAACAAAUACGAAGACCCCAAUGCCUGGAGGUUAUCCCGUCUCAAGAAGAAGAUCUACAAUCCAAAUCGUUAA